Molecule: messenger RNA, 540 nt
Organism: Miscanthus lutarioriparius
Lineage: Eukaryota; Viridiplantae; Streptophyta; Magnoliopsida; Poales; Poaceae
Source: the annotation of a GenBank genome assembly
AUGAAGGACCGCCGAGGGAGCUCCGGCGGCGACCGCUUCGCCGUCUUCCCCUUCUCCAUGGGCUGCAUGUCGCAGUCCGCCGUGUCCGUCGCCGACCCCAGAGAGAAGAAGCCGCAGGGCGACCCCUCCUCGUCGGCGUCCUCUUCUGCCGCCGACGUCACGACUGCCACCACGGCGGCUUAUCAGGCAGAAUAUGGUGCCGGCGAGGCCGUGAAGGAGAAGGCGGCCGUGGCGGCGGCGACGCCGGGGCUCGUGGCGGCCGGGGUGUCGAGGCUGAUGAAGGGGAUACGGAGCCUGUCGCAGAUGUUCGCGGCGUACGACGGCGAGGAGGACGAGGAGGAGGAGGAGCGGGAGAUGGUGAUCGGGUACCCCACGGACGUGCAGCACGUGGGGCACAUCGGCUGGGACGGCCACAACAACACGGUGGGCGCCGGCGCCGCCAUGGCGAGCAUGGUGAACGCCUUCUCGCUGCCCUCCUCCCUCUCCCUCCACCACCUCGACAUGGCCAUGGACCGCGCCGCCGCGCACGCCUCCGCCUGA